CCGCGGCGCGCUGCUGCAGCUGCUGCAGGAAUGGAAAGUUUGAGGGAGGAUGAGAGAGACUUUUCACCGCUUUCCUUUAAUAAGUAGGUUAACAGAGCAGUGAGGAGCGGGGCAGCACGGAGGAAAUAAUGGACUGAAAGCAGCGGCUGUGUUUAUCCGAGCUUUCUCUCAGGGACUCUGAGGCUGGUCAGCAUGGCUGAGGGAGAAGAGGGAUCAGCUGGAGAGUGGAAGGAGAAGUACAUGGCUCUGGAAGCUCUGCUCUUUAAGUUUCGAGGACAGAUGAGUGUGAUCCGGGAGCUCACAGCAGAAAAGAUGCAGCACUUGGAGUCUCAGGUGUUGGAGGCAGAGCGACGAGCUCAUGAGGCGAAUCAGCAGGUGCAGUGGAUGGAGGAGCGCCUGAAGGCUGCAGAUGUGCAGUCCGGGGACUCUGAGCUGAGGCUGUUCAGACGGUGUCAGGACCUGCAGGCCGCUCUGCAGGAGAAAGACGAGCUCAUUGCUGCUCUGGAGCAACAGCUGGAGGAACAGAAACAGAGCCGAAUCCAAGACGCCAAGACUGUAGAGGAGAAAGCGGCCAAGAUCAAGGAGUGGGUGAUGCGGAAGCUGAAAGAGUUUGAAGCAGAAAAUGCCUCCCUGAGGGAACAGAAUCAGGAGCAGGAAGCUCAGCUACUGGAACUGAAAAGACAAAUUCAAGGUCUAGAACAGUCUGCUGGAUCCAACACCAAACCUGGAGAGGCCCAGCGGCUCAGUAGCCUGACCUUUGGCUGCUUCCAGGUUCGAGGGAAGAGCCUUCAGGUGCUGACGGGUCCAGUAUCUGCUCAGAGGAGCGACAACGACUGUGACAUUAAACCAGCACCAGAGGACAAGACUCCGGGUUCCAGCUGUAGAACAGAAUUGGAAGAAGAGAGGGACUGUGAGUCUACAGGUGACGCUCUGUCUCGUGGUGUCUCCUCCGUCCUGUCCAGCGCUGCCUCUGAAGGAGAAGUAGGUGCUUACAGUGGUCUGGAACUCAGCCGCCCCACCAGUGAAGCUUACCUGACUGCCUCAGAUGACAGCAGCUCGCUAUUUGAUGAUGACAUGCAGCGAGCAGAGUGCCCCACCCUCUGCCUCCCGGGAGUGGACACGCCAGCCAAGCUCAACAGCCACGGCAAGGCCAACUCUGAAGACGUGUGCUCCGAUGACCUGAACAAGCGUUUCCAGUUACAGUGCCUCAAUUCUUCCUCCUCCUCCAGCGAAGCCAACUCCCUCACUCCCAUCCUGACCACCGCUCUCACCCCAAAACGGCCUACACCCUCACAGGACCCCCAGGACACACCUGCCUCCCCCAAGCAGCCCCGCCUACGCACCCAGAACUCCUUUAACGUUAGCCUGGCGCUGGCCAAGAAGCACCUGAGCCAGCCCCAGAUGUGCAGUGAAGUGGCCCAUGGGAGAAGCCGUAACGCUAUCAGCAUGCUCCGCCCACUGAAGCCCCAGGAGACUGACCUGGACCAGGAUCAGGAGAUGGAAACUAGCGAAGAAACAUCUGAAGCUCCAGCAGACGAGCAGAAGACAUCCGAUGUUCCAGUGCCAGGAAACAAGCCACCCACCCCUCCACUGCACAGGUUUCCAUCCUGGGAAAGCAGAAUAUAUGCAGUGGCCAAAUCUGGAAUUCGGCUCUCUGAAACGUCUUGCGCAGAUGUUGCUAAUAAAGACUCCUCUCACCCAUCUUCAUACCCUGCCUUCAUGCUCUACACAUCUCACAUCUACAGGAACAUGAGCACACCUGUCUACACCACAGUUAAAGGGAGGGCGACGUUGCUCAGCUGUAGUCAGUUGUCAGAGGAGUCGUCCAGCUCUGAGGAGGAUGAGAGUUCAGAGGAGUGUCACUCCAACUCUGGCGAGGAGGAGAGCGGCUCAUACACCUCCGGCUCCACCUCCAAGGGCAGCUGCCAAGACAGCCCUCGCUCUCUUAAGAGAGCUGUAUCCCUGUCCUCUAUGGCAUCUGAGAGUGACUACGCCAUCCCCCCAGACGCCUACUCGACUGACACAGACUGCUCAGAACCUGAGAACAAGCUUCCAAAGACCUGCUCCUCCAGCAGCGACAGCGGGAAGAGUGAACCGAUGGAAAAGUCCGGCUACCUGCUGAAGAUGGUGAAGACCUGGAAGAAGACCUGGAAGCGCCGCUGGUUCGUCCUGAAAGAUGGAGAGCUGCUGUACUACAAGUCACCAAGUGACGUCAUCCGGAAACCUCAAGGCCAGAUUGAGCUCAGUGCUUCCAGUUCCAUUGCACGUGGAGAUGGCAAACAAAUGCUUCAGGUGGUCACAGGAAAGCGAGUGUAUAAUCUAAAGGCGGACUCUCCAAACCUUCUGGAAGAGUGGCUGAGGGUCCUGCAGUGUGUGCUGAGGGUCAAAGCAGCCAGUCCGCUCUUCACCCAGCCUGAUGUCCGACCGGCCAUGAAGGGACACCUGAUGAAGGUGAAGCAUGGCUAUUCAAAGCGGGUGUGGUGUGCUCUCUUUGGGAAGACAUUGUACUACUUCAGAUGUCAGGAGGACAAGUUCCCUCUGGGUCAGAUCAGACUGUGGGAGGCGAGUGUGGAAGAAGUGGAACGGUCAUGUGACUCAGAAGAGGACAGUAAAAGAGGGCAGAUUGGAUCGCCUGCUCGCUCCUCAAUCUCCAUCCAGUCUUUAAACCAGGCCCCCACUUACCUCAUUAUAGACUCUCAGCAUGAGAAGGCGGCGUGGCUCUAUCACCUGUCAGUGGCAGCAGGUGCAAGUAUGGGGCAGGUUGGGACCGACUUUGAGCAGUUGGUUGGUAAACUGCUGAAUAUAGAUGGUGACUCAGGCUCACAGAUCUGGAGACAUCCCAUGCUGUGCUUCAGUAAAGAAGGCCUUACUUCCCCUCUCACCACCCUGCCCUCACAAGCGUUACAGACUGAAGCCAUCAAACUUUUUAAGACAUGCCAGCUUUUCAUCAAUGUGACUAUUGACACUCCAGCUAUAGACUACCAUGUGACACUGGCCCAGUGUGCACUGCAGGUCUGCCUCACACACCCUGAGCUUCAAAAUGAGAUCUACUGCCAGCUCAUCAAACAGACACGCAGGAGACAGCCUCACGGUCAGCCAGGGCCGCUGCAGGGUUGGCAGUUCCUGGCUCUGUGUGUGGGACUUUUUUUGCCCCAGCAUCCGAUUCUCUGGCUGCUUCAGGUCCACUUGAAAAAGCAUGCAGACUCAAGGACAGAGGUAGGGAAGUAUGCUAUCUACUGCCAGCGUUCAGCAGAGAGAACUCAACAGAAAGGAGAUCGACAAGCCAGACCCUCACGCAUGGAGAUCCUGUCCAUCUUAUUACGGAACCCAUACCACCACUCACUGCCCUUCAGUCUCCCAGUGCACUUUCUCAACAACACCUACCAGGUUGUUAGUUUUGAUGCGUCCACCACAGUAGAGGAGUUCCAGACUCGUCUGAAUCAGGACACUGGCAUGAGAAAGACUGGCCAGUCUGGCUUUAGUCUCUACUCUGAUGACCCCACAGGCCAGAACUUGGAACACUAUCUACAGGGCAGUCUGAAGAUUUGUGACAUCAUAUCAAAAUGGGAGCAGGCCUGUAAGGAGCUUCACACAGGCAAAUCUGAGAACACCAGAACUGUGAAACUCACCUACAAGAAUAGGCUUUACUUCUCCCAGCAACUGAGAGGAGAAACAGAGAGAGAACGCCUGCUUUUGGCCUAUCAGACCAAUGAGGAGAUAGUGGCAGGUCACUUUCCUGUCAACAAAGAACUCGCCUUAGAAAUGUCCGCUCUUCUCGCUCAGGUGGAGUUUGGAGACUUUGAGGUGCCGUUCUCCAGUGCGGCCGGCUCAGGUUCUGGACAGGCUAAAUCUAAACAGACUCUCAAACAGGUUCUGGAGCGUUUCUAUCCCAAACACUACAGAAGAGCCUGUUCAGAAGAACAGCUGAGUCAUUUAGGUCAGAAGCUCUCAGCUCGAUGGGCGUCUCUUAGGGGUCGGACUACCUCCGAGUGUGUGCGGAUUUACCUGACUGUAGCCCGCAAGUGGCCUUUCUUCGGAGCCAAGCUGUUCGAAGCUGAGCUCUUAUCACCAUCUCAGCAGAGCACACAUGUGUGGCUAGCAGUGCACGAGGAUGGGCUGAGCGUGUUGGAGUUUACCUCAAUAAAACUCCUGGUGUCUCACUCCCAUAAGAACAUUGUGACGUUUGGAGGCUGUCGUAAGAACUUCAUGCUGGUGGUGUCUCAGAGCUCUGGAAGCAACACAGCCAGAGAGAAGCCCACUGAGAAGCACUUGUUCACCAUGAGCGCUUCUAAGAUCCAGGAGACGACCCUGCUCAUGGCCAGCUACAUCAACAGCGCCCACCAGCAGAAAUCAGCAGCCCAUCAUCUCUCUGCCCCAGCCCUGCUGCUGGCCCAGUCUCAGGUCGGAGAACAACGCAGCAAAUCCCCUCCUGCCGCCUGCUCCAGACCCAGCAAAGCUCCCACACUGCUGUAAUGCACCCUCUAGUGGAGCUUGGAUCUCUACACUCACCAAGCUGCUCUCUAGAGAUCUUCUUUCUUGCUGAUGUUGUCUCCACCCUAAAAUGUUUCACAUCUAAUCCAGCUGAUCUAGUACUUUCAAACACACAGUAAUCAGCUGGAUCAGGUGUGCUAGAUGAGGGUUGGGGUUGGCCACGGUUCUAAAGAAACUAAAUCAGGCCUGUGAGAUAUUGCACAAAGCAUGUAAAACUAAAAAAGAAAAAAAAACUGGAUAAUUUAAGCCAAUAAAUUAAUAAAUUUGGGCUUUUAUUUUAUAAAGGCCAACGGACACAACCAACUGUCUUCUUUCUUCUCAUGAAAUGCGACACCGAAACUCAGAGUGGGAAUGUGCUAAAUAUUCAAAGUGAAGAGGAAGUGCUGUAAGGCACUGGAGCCAGAGCUGACGCGAGAUUUGCAUUUUACGUCAUUCAAUGGCUUGUUGGUACACGGAGAAGUGUAGUCUUCCCUUUCUUCUCAAAUCCUGUAAAGACAAGCUGGGACAGGGGACUCUACACUCUAUUAUGUAGAUUGGUGCAUAAAAUAGUCUGUAUUACGACACAAAUUUUUAAUCUAGUCCUGAAAGUAAAUGAGAAGAACCAAAUAAAACAAAUGUAAGAAAAAUCUUAGACUUGGGCAUUUAUAGUGUAUCACAAAAGUGAGUACACCCCUCACAUUUAAAUAAAUAUUUUCAUGGAAGAACACUGACAAAAUGAAACUUUGACACAAUGAAAAGUAGUCUGUGUGCAGUUUAUAUAACAGUAAAUAGAUUUUUCUCUCAAAAUAACUCAAAAUGAAAUAUGCAGUGUGUACUCACUUUUGAGAUACACUGUAUUUACUGAAGAAAAUGAUCUGAUAUAUCCUUUUUUAAAAAACAGGGAUCUAUCAAAGUCUGAUCUUCACAACACGUUUGUUGAAAUGUAUCAUGCCAACAAGAACAAAGGAGAUUUCUGAGGAGCUCAGAGGAAAAAUUGAUGAUGCUUAUCAGGAUGGAAAAGUAAAAAAAAAAAAAAAAAAAAAACAUCUGUAAAAUGUUUGGAUUCCACCAAUCCACAGUCAGAUAGGCAACAAUGAAUUCUGAUUUAUAUCAGCACAUCCUGUCAGCACAGAAUGUGCUGAUUCAAAGAGGUACGCACCUGUCUUUGAGCUAAAUCUCAAGACAAUACUGGGUCAUGCAACAAGACAACGACCCAAAAACAUUAAAGAAGAAUAAAGUUAAUAUUUUGAAGUGGCCAAAUCAUAAUCCUGACUAUAAUCAAAUAGAAAUGUUGUGAAAGGACCUGAAGCAGAAGGGGAAACCCAACAACAUAACCGUUUUGAAGCUGUUUUGUAUUGAAGAAUAGCUUACAUUCCUCAGAGCUGACGUGCAGGGCUAAUUAACAGUUACCAGAAAUGUAUACUUGCUGUUAUUGCUUCACACCAGAUGCAAGUGCAAGCCAAGAUUCACAUACUUUUGCUACUCAGAUUCACAGUGAAUAAAGGAUCAUGUCUAAUAUUUCUAACUGAUCUGUUCAUUUGAGUUUUCUUAUCUACUUUUAAGACUUUAGGAAAGUCUAAUGAAGUUUUAGGUCAAAUGUAUGCAUACAUAUAAAGGAUUCUAAAGGGUUCAAACUUUCAAGGGCCACUGUAUGAUGAAUUACACUGAAGUCCCAGAUGUUACAGAACAUGGACUGAAGCUAUUACUGCUCAUCCAAAGAUCAAAAAUAAUUUAAUGUUUCUUUAUUAUUUAUUACAUUCAGUUCAUGUGCUUAAUGAUUAGUGCUUAUAAACUCCAGAAAGAUGUUUACUCUGACCUCAGGAAAGACAAGAACAUUCCCAAGUAGAGGGUUAAUAAUACCCCGUCAUUCCAAACAAAUUAAAGGGAACUCUUAAGAGCUGAACAGGCGUGCAGGUUGGCCAGAAAGGCACGUAUUUGAAUGAAAUGCUUGGUAUUUUGCAUGUAGAUGGAAAAUCUGUAGGUUUGAGGAAGUAGAAUGAGAUAAAGAAUGUCUGUAUAUGGCAGGGGAUCAGAGCAGAGCUGCUGCUACUGUUGUGUUGGUGUUGUGUGUGUAUGUGUGUGUAGGACAAGAUGCAGAACUGGUGCGGAAAAGAAAAGAAAACUAAUAAUAAAAGAGAAAGAGUUUCUAGCAAAUUAAUUUCAUCACCCACUGACCAGAAAAACAGAACUGACAAUAUGAAAGCCUUUUUAUCAGUGCGUGAACAAGAAGUGCCAACCUUUCUUUUUUCAAAUUUAUUUUUAACGUUGCUCAUGAGAACAAUGUUCAGAGGUUGUGAAUUAGCCUUUCUCACUGUAAUUAUUCUUCUUAAUUAUAAUUUACAAUAUUAAACAGAAUAUUCUGAUA
Astyanax mexicanus (Mexican tetra) is the source of this 6835-nucleotide messenger RNA. It is a transcript of the gene plekhh2, whose product is annotated as pleckstrin homology domain containing, family H (with MyTH4 domain) member 2. Gene Ontology annotation, molecular function: actin binding. The record is from RefSeq and is a predicted model, not a curated record. Gene Ontology annotation, biological process: negative regulation of actin filament depolymerization. The transcript has 30 exons. Gene Ontology annotation, cellular component: cytoplasm; cytoskeleton. NCBI's taxonomy places the organism in Eukaryota, Metazoa, Chordata, Actinopteri, Characiformes, Acestrorhamphidae. Bases 193 to 4473 code for a protein of 1426 amino acids.